AAAUGAUGCCCACUGAAACCCAAGGUCAUCACACCGCCCAAUACGCCACUAACUCUCAACUUGACAUGCAUGAGAAGACUAUAAAACCGACCCUCAAGACUCCGAGCAACAACGUGUGAAGGGGCAGGCAAAGAGCGCAAAAGAGAGCGAAAAUGGAGGAGGUGAUAGAGGAUGAUUCUGCCGUGCCGUCGGUGCCGCCCGUUUCCGUCCCCCCGAUGCAGACGCAGUACAACUCGCCGUCGCUGGCGCGGAAGCCGCUGCUCAUCGCGCUCGAGCCCGCAGCGGCGGAUAAUGACAACAACAACCAAGGGAACAACCGAAGAGGAGGAGGAGGAGGACACAACAGGAACCGGAGCUUCUUCACACCCUUGGGGAGCCCGGUGAGGAAGGCGAUACAGAUGACGAAGCUCGACCCUCAGGACGCUUGGCUUCCGAUCACGGAGUCGAGGAAUGGGAACGCCUAUUACGCUGCUUUCCACACUCUCUGCUCCGGGAUCGGCAUUCAGGCCCUCGUGCUCCCUGUCUCCUUCACCAUUCUUGGCUGGACAUGGGGGAUCAUAAGCUUGACUAUAGCAUUCAUAUGGCAGCUCUACACGCUGUGGGUGCUGGUGAAGCUUCAUGAGUCCAACGAGACUGGCAUGCGCUACAGCAGAUACCUCCAUCUCUUCAGCGCCGCUUUUGGUGAAAAAAUGGGGAAUAUAUUCGCGGCGUUCCCAAUCAUGUACCUGUCGGGAGGCACGUGCGUCGCGCUCAUCAUUGUCGGCGGCUCAACUUCCAAGCUCUUCUUCAAGAUCCUGUGCGGCGAGGGAUGCACCGCGAAGCCGCUGACGAACGUGGAGUGGUACCUGGUGUUCACUUGCGCCGCCGUCGUGCUGGCCCAGCUCCCGAACUUGAACUCCAUCGCCGGAGUCUCUCUGAUCGGCGCCGUCACCGCCAUCUGCUUCUGCACCAUCAUGUGGCUGGUGUCGGUGACCAAUGGGAGGCUCGACGGAGUGUCGUACGAUCCGAUGAAGGAAGAGCCGAACAUGGCGUGGAUCUUCAGCAUCUUGAAUGCCUACGGGAUCAUUGCUUUUGCCUUCCGCGGCCAUAAUCUCACCCUCGAAAUCCAGGGGACAAUGCCGUCGAAUGAGAAGAAGCCGUCGCACGUGCCGAUGUGGAGGGGAGUGAAGCUGGCGUACCUCAUCGUUGCGCUGUGCCUCUUCCCUCUCGCCAUAGGAGGUUACUGGGCUUACGGCCACAAGAUUCCGCCUAGUGGGGGCAUGUUGGCGGCGAUCUACGAGUUCCACGGGCGCGACACCCCGCAGGCGGUCCUGGCCCUGACGAGCCUGUUCGUCAUCGUGAAUGCCGUCAGCUCCUUCCAGAUCUAUGCGAUGCCGAUGUUCGACGACAUGGAGUCCAAGUACACCGGGCGGAUGAACAGGCCGUGCCCGUGGUGGCUCCGCGCCCUGUUCCGGGUCAUGUUCACGUAUGGGUGCUUCUUCGUGGCGGUGGCGAUCCCGUUCCUGGGCAGCUUCUCGGGCCUGAUCGGGGGCAUCGCGGUGCCCAUAACCUUCGCCUACCCGUGCUUCAUGUGGCUGAAGAUCAAGAAGCCCAAGAAGCAGAGCUUCAUGUGGUACUUGAACUGGGGUCUGGGGGUUUCCGGGAUCGUUUUAUCUGUGAUCUUGAUCGCUGCUGGGGUUUACGUGGUGAUUGACACUGGCAUUCAAGUGAGCUUCUUCAAGCCCACCUAGCUCUCUCUUUCUCCUCUUCACAUCGAUCUCUGUAUAUUGUUGAGCAGGUUCUCCUGCAUGUUAUAGUGAUAUGGAUGCAACUAACUGAUUAUGUGA
Syzygium oleosum is the source of this 1826-nucleotide messenger RNA. Its product is annotated as lysine histidine transporter-like 8. The record is from RefSeq and is a predicted model, not a curated record. Gene Ontology annotation, cellular component: plasma membrane. The coding region runs from base 153 to 1730 and encodes 525 amino acids. The transcript has 5 exons. Lineage: Eukaryota; Viridiplantae; Streptophyta; Magnoliopsida; Myrtales; Myrtaceae.